AUGCAGCAGCACUACGUGGUCCUUGGAGCCGGUGUGGUCGGCCUCACCACCGCUCUGGAGAUAAAACGCCGAAUACCUACAGCGCAGGUAACGAUUGCAGCGAAGCAUUUCCCGGGAGACCGAAGCCCCGACUACUGUUCUCCGUGGGCCGGUGCCAACUGGAUGACCACCGCAACGGAUAACGGAAUCCAAGAAGAAUGGGACGCAGAGACUUAUCGUCGCUUUGGAGAACUAGCCGAUAACGUGCCGGAGGCUGCGAUCACGCGCAUGGAUCUCCGUGCGGUGUUUGAUCGACAGCCUGAGGACGCUGGGGUUCUUAGCCGUGGGACUGGUAGAAUUUGGUAUGAUGAGUUGGUGGGUGGUAUUCGCAAUAUCCCAAAGGCAGAAUUGCCGGAGGGUGGUGUCUUUGGUGUGUUGUUUUCUACCUUUAUGGUGAAUACACAGGGGUAUCUGGCGUGGCUGAACACAGAGUGUUUAAAAGCCGGAAUUGAAAUGCGCAGGGCUUGGUUCGAUGACAUCACGGAUCUGUUUGGUGACAUACCCGCAGAUGCUUAUUUCAAUUGUACAGGCCUGGGGUCAUACUCAUUGAAGGGGGUAGAAGACAAAAGCCUCUAUCCCACAAGGGGCCAAGUGAUGCUUGUCGAGACACCGAAAGCUCCAAUGAAGCAAAUGUACUUCCGUUCGCCUCAUCGAGUUGACAACGACACAACCUAUGUCUUUCCACGCUACCCAACUGGAGGUGUUAUAUUGGGUGGAUGCCGAAUGGACAACAACUGGAAUGCUGAGCCCGAUCCCCAGCUCGCCGAAGGCAUCAAGAAAAGAUGUUGUGCGCUGGCUCCAGAGCUUGGCAAACCAAAGGACCUGAAGGUAGUAUACCAUGCAGUUGGCCUACGACCAAGCAGAAAGGGAGGUAUACGGCUUGAGCCGGAGAUGAUCAAUGGGCAUCUUGUAAUCCACAAUUAUGGAGCAGGUGGAACUGGGUAUCAGUCCUCUUGGGGGACUGCAAAACAUGCAGUGGAUCUCUUAGAGGAUAAAGUAAAAGCAAAGCUAUGA
Messenger RNA from Aspergillus steynii IBT 23096, 1053 nucleotides. Its product is annotated as FAD-dependent oxidoreductase. The transcript is spliced from 5 exons. NCBI's taxonomy places the organism in Eukaryota, Fungi, Ascomycota, Eurotiomycetes, Eurotiales, Aspergillaceae. The record is from RefSeq and is a predicted model, not a curated record. Gene Ontology annotation, molecular function: FAD binding; D-amino-acid oxidase activity. The coding region runs from base 1 to 1053 and encodes 350 amino acids.